Molecule: messenger RNA, 824 nt
Organism: Lipotes vexillifer (Yangtze River dolphin)
Lineage: Eukaryota; Metazoa; Chordata; Mammalia; Artiodactyla; Lipotidae
Gene: UCK1
Product: uridine-cytidine kinase 1
Exons: 7
Coding region: 18-824 (268 amino acids)
Molecular function (GO): kinase activity; ATP binding
Source: RefSeq, a predicted model, not a curated record
GGCGAGCAGCGCUGGAGAUGGCUUCGGCUGGAGGCGGCGGCUGCGAGGGCGCCGCGCACGAGGCCGACCGUCCUCACCAGCGGCCCUUCUUGAUCGGGUCAACUGUGUGCGAGAAGAUCAUGGAGCUGCUGGGACAGAACGAAGUAGACCACCGGCAGCGGAAGUUGGUCAUCCUGAGUCAAGACAGGUUCUAUAAGGUCCUGACCACGGAACAGAAGGCCAAGGCCUUGAAGGGACAGUACAAUUUCGACCAUCCAGAUGCUUUUGAUAACGAUUUGAUGCACAGGACUCUGAAAAACAUCGUGGAGGGCAAAACAGUCGAGGUCCCAAUCUAUGAUUUUGUGACCCACUCAAGGUUAGCAGAGACCACGGCGGUCUACCCUGCAGAUGUGGUCCUGUUCGAGGGCAUCCUGGCCUUCUACAGCCAGGAGAUCCGGGACAUGUUCCACCUGCGACUCUUUGUGGACACUGACCCUGAUGUCAGGCUGUCGCGAAGAGUUCUCCGGGACGUGCACCGCGGCCGGGAGCUGGAGCAGAUCCUGACGCAGUACACCACCUUCGUCAAGCCGGCCUUCGAGGAGUUCUGCCUGCCGACGAAGAAGUAUGCUGAUGUGAUAAUCCCUCGAGGGGUUGACAACAUGGUGGCCAUCAACCUUAUCGUGCAGCACAUCCAAGACAUCCUCAACGGCGACAUCUGCAAGUGGCAUCGCGGAGGGUCCAACGGGCGCAGCUACAAGAGGACGUUUCCUGAGCCGGGAGACCACCCCGCAGUGCUGACCUCUGGCAAACGGUCGCACCUGGAGUCCAGCAGCAGGCCCCACUGA